AUGUUUAGGAUUCCUUUACCACGCAGAUCUGCAUGUGCAGAUCCGGAGCCCACAGGUUCUCUUCAGGUGCCUCCUGAUGACAUGCCGCAACCUACAGUUCAUGCUACAUCAAAGAUCAAACCGUCCCAUUUCUGCCCACUUGUUCUUGCAGAUGAGCGAGUAACGACUUGGCGAUCUCCAUAUUCCGACGUUGUGGAUAAGAAGCUGUCAGCUUUGGUUCCUAUGCAUGUGCUGGAAAGAUGGCGGUUAGUCAUGGCUAAUUCGGUGACCGAAGAUGCCCGGAAAAAUUAUGGUGCUGGCUUGUUGAGAUUCACUCAAUUUUGUGACACUUAUUCUGUGCCUGAAUCGUUGCAUGUUCCGGCCAGUGAACCACUUUUGGCCUUAUUCAUUUCAGAGAUGGGUGCAGGCAAAGUUCAGUCAUCCACCAUUGAUUCAUGGUUAUCAGGUCUGGCUUUAUGGCAUGACAUCCAAGGAGCAUACUGGUAUGGCGGUAGAAUUUUAUCCUGCACAAAACAAGGUGCAGCAGCAAUGGCACUGCCAUCUACUAAACCCCCUCGCCUGCCGGUAACUGAGAAGCAUAUUGCUUCUCUACGGUCUCACUUGGAUAUCAACAACCCCCUCAACACUGCCAUAUGGGCUGUUGCCACUAUUGCGUGGCAUGGUUGUACCCGUCUGGGAGAGCUUCUUCCUUCACGAUCGAAGCCGUUCAGUAUGUCUCAUAAUGUCUAUUGCUCCUGCCCACGGAAAUCAGGAACUGCUUCCAACGGCCACAAGUGGAUGAAUCUGUUUGUACCUUGCACCAAAACCAGGAAAUUUCGGGGUGACUGGAUUUCGCUAACUUCGACUAAUGAUGAUUUUGAUCCCAUCCAUGCUUUACAGAAUCAUCUGAGCAUCAAUGAUGAUUUGCCUCCUGAUGCCCCACUUUUUGCAUAUUCUCUCAGCUUAUCCGCUUGGGAAAAGUUGUCAAAGGAGUCCUUUCUCACUCGUUGCUCACAAAUUUGGGCCCUUGAUGACCUUGAUGCAGCCAGUGGUCAUAGUUUUCGCAUUGGAGGAACCACAUACCUUUUACUACUCGGAGUAGAUCCCUGGAUUGUGAUGAAACAGGGAAGAUGGUCUUCCAAGGCGUUUCUCUUAUAUUGGCGCAAAGUCGAGGAAAUCCUUCCUCUUUUCAUAGGUGAUGCUAUGGAUAAGUUUACGAUGGACCCAUUAGGAGCAUUGAUAAUGAGGGUAUGCAGAUUGGAGUGA
Molecule: messenger RNA, 1245 nt
Organism: Desarmillaria tabescens
Lineage: Eukaryota; Fungi; Basidiomycota; Agaricomycetes; Agaricales; Physalacriaceae
Product: DNA breaking-rejoining enzyme
Exons: 5
Coding region: 1-1245 (414 amino acids)
Biological process (GO): DNA recombination; DNA integration
Molecular function (GO): DNA binding
Source: RefSeq, a predicted model, not a curated record